AUGGCUCACCCCAGAAUGGCUCCUAGUAGCAUGGCAGAAUAAAAAAUAUAAAAUUGAUACAAUAGAAAAAACACAUCAUUUUCGUGAACAAUAUCUGGAACCCGAAGAAGAACAUGAAAGUGGAGGAGAUUUAAAUACAAGAAGUCAGGAAGAACUCUCUGAAGAGAAAGAACCUGUACCUCAGUCAGAAUCUCAGAAACCUAGAGAAGAUGAGGACAACAGACCAAAUAUGGAUGACUGUUUUGAAUGUCCAGAAGAUUAUUAUCCACAUAAAAAAAUGAAAGACUGUAUCCUGAAAACAAUGGUAUUUCUAACUUUUGAAGAAACCUUAGGAAUUAGUUUAUCCUCAGCAACUCUUUGUUUCUUCUUCCUGACAUCUUGGGUACUUGGAACAUUUAUUAGGCAGAGGAAUACUCCCAUUGUCAAAGCCAAUAAUAGGUCCCUCACAUACACCCUCCUUGUCUCUCUUCAACUCUGUUUUCUCUCCUCUUUAUUCUUCCUUAGCCAACCUGGAAAAGUAACCUGCCUUCUCCGACAAUCAAUGUUUGGCAUCACUUUCUCAGUGGCCAUUUCUAGUGUACUGGCUAAAACCAUCACUGUAGUUGUUGCUUUCAUGGCCACUAAACCAGGAUCUCAGAUGAGGAAAUGGGUGGGGAAAAGAUUGGCCUUUUCUAUUGUCCUCUUAUGUUCUCUCUUCCAAGUUUGUAUUUGUAUACUUUGGUUGUCAACAUCUCCCCCAUUCCCUGAGUUGGACAUGCACUCAGAGAUUCAAGAAAUGAGUUUACAGUGCAAUGAAGGGUCAGCUUUUUUCUUCUACUGUGUCUUGGGCUACAUGGGUAUCUUGGCUAUCUCUAGCUUUAUUGUUGCUUUCGUUGCCCGUAAAUUACCGGACAGCUUUAAUGAAGCCAAGUUCAUCACCUUCAGCAUGUUGGCCUUCUGCAGCAUAUGGAUGUCCUUCUUUCCAGCCUAUCUGA
This is a messenger RNA of Notechis scutatus (mainland tiger snake), 974 nucleotides long. The record is from RefSeq and is a predicted model, not a curated record. Lineage: Eukaryota; Metazoa; Chordata; Lepidosauria; Squamata; Elapidae.